Messenger RNA from Didymosphaeria variabile, 1347 nucleotides. RefSeq lists its product as uncharacterized. Bases 1 to 1347 code for a protein of 448 amino acids. Gene Ontology annotation, cellular component: membrane. Lineage: Eukaryota; Fungi; Ascomycota; Dothideomycetes; Pleosporales; Didymosphaeriaceae. The transcript has a single exon. The record is from RefSeq and is a predicted model, not a curated record.
AUGCGGACCUCGACGCAAAAUCCCGAUGAGGGUACGUUUGCCUUGACCAUCGAUCAGGACGGGUCGGUGGAGAGAAAAGGGACAUCCGCAAGUGGCGCGCAACCACACAACGUUUCUGUGUCAGGUCUAAUGAAGGCCCUCAUUCCCGCAUCAAUCAUCAUCCUGGUGGUCUUCUGGAUUAACGCGUCUCAAGUGAACGGUAUUUUCCUUAAUCAAGGAAAGUAUGUGAAGAGAGCGAAAGUCGCCUUGGCAGACUUUGAUGGCGGCGACUUUGGCGAGGCCUUGAGGUUCGCAGCAUCAUCGAAUAACCAGUCCUACGGAUAUCCAACCUUCGUCAAUAUCGAUACUUCGCGAGUGUUGCCCGAGCAAAUAAGGCACGAUGUCUUCGAGGGGAAGUACUGGGCAGCGAUUGUUGUGCAACCUGGAGCUUCGACUCGGUUUGAGGAAGCGAUAAACGGCACGGCCUCUUCGUAUAACGCCAGCGAUGUCUACACUUGCUAUUCGAUGACGAGCAGAUACUACAGCUUGUACGCUUCAGGCAUUCAAUCAUCGGCAAUCACUGUCACAUCCACAGCAGCCGGUAUUUUCAGCGCUCAAUUUGUCACACAGGUGAUUGCCAGUGGGCAUUACUCAAACACUAGCGCGGCAGCAAGCGCUCUUGCAGGGCCAGCACAGCUUGUUCUUACCAGCGCGGCAUCACAGGAGUUCGAACACUUUGAUGGCAAGCCCAUCGUCAACACCAUCGGUGCGGUGUUUCCCGUUCUUAUGCAAUUCUUUUUCAUCAUGGCAUGGAACGGAAUUUGCAACAGCAUGCAUAUCUACGCCGCAUACAAUCUACGGAAGCACAUUGUCGCCCGCCUUAUCUAUAGCACCAUUUGGCCUAUAUUCACCAGCCUUUGCUCCGCAGGAUGGACCUUCGGAUUCAGAGGCCAAUUCGACUCCGAUGCGAAGAUGUUCUUCGCCUUCUGGGCUGUCACAUGGGUGUACAGCAUGAUCAACUUUGACGCGUUGGACAUUAUGACUGGCUUCGUUCCCAUGGCCUUUACUCCAUUCGUAUUUCUGACGUGGGUAAUCUUCAACAUGGCAGCAUCUCUCGGACCUCCAACCAUUCUUAACCCUUGGUACCGCCUAAACUAUUUUUUUCCCUCGUUACACUGGUAUCAAACCUUCGUUACGAUUAUCUCAGAGGGCGGUGUGAGUCGGCUUCACUACACUCUGCCGACGCUUGCAGGGUGGCUUAUCCUCCUUAAAGCUAUUUCUCCUUUGGCUACGAAAUACCGGGUGAAGAAAGCUCAAAGAGUUUUCCGUUAUUAUAAUGAGCGGGAUGCUCUUGAUGCGCCUCAUUAA